This is a messenger RNA of Oreochromis aureus, 2900 nucleotides long. RefSeq names its product sodium/potassium/calcium exchanger 3-like. Gene Ontology annotation, cellular component: membrane. Gene Ontology annotation, biological process: intracellular calcium ion homeostasis; calcium ion transmembrane transport. NCBI's taxonomy places the organism in Eukaryota, Metazoa, Chordata, Actinopteri, Cichliformes, Cichlidae. Gene Ontology annotation, molecular function: calcium channel activity; calcium, potassium:sodium antiporter activity. The transcript has 17 exons. Bases 388 to 2232 code for a protein of 614 amino acids. The record is from RefSeq and is a predicted model, not a curated record.
GCUCUAGUCUGUAGGUCCAGGAAGAAAAAAAACCCUCCUCCCCGACGGGAAAAUCAUAAACAACAGAUCAAAUUUAGGGCAGGAGGAAAGAGAGGAUACUGACAUAUAGGCGCUGGCUGAUGAUUCAUUGUGUGCACGUAUCCGCUGGGUGUAUGUAAAGCGUGUGGAUGCUGCACGGUUAGUGCUGACUGACUCACGGAGAUGCUGUGGACAGGCCGAACCUGUUUAACAUCCGCUUGCUUAUUGGAUGGAGCAAAGAAAGAAAGACGAUAAAUCAGAAUAAGAGAUCAACAGGCCAGUUGUAUUCGGUCUGAGAGAAGGAGCCCGAAGAAGAGGGACAGCGGCAUGUUCUGAGCAGAGAGCCGACGAGCGGCGGCAGCAGGCGGGAUGAAGGCUCCGAGAAGACCGAGGCAGACGCGCCUCCUCCCGCGUUUCUGCGUCUGUGGAGUCGGUCUGUUCGCAGCCGUCUGGAUCUUUCACUUCUGUGAUGUUACAGAGUACCAUAGAGCAACUGUGGAUCACAGCAGCUCCUUAUUCAAGAGAGAGCUCAUCCAGCAAAAAGAAGACAACCAGACUGGGGGUGCUUCUAGACCUGCUAUCAGUGAGUUUCCUGAAGACAUUUUUACUGUGGAUCAGAGGAGACAGGGUGCAGUCCUCCUUCAUGUUCUCUGUGCUAUCUACAUGUUUCAUGCACUGGCCAUUGUCUGUGAUGUUUACUUUGUGCCAUCACUGGAAAAAGUGUCAGAGAACCUUCAGCUCAGUCAGGAUGUUGCCGGGGCAACCUUCAUGGCAGCUGGGAGCUCCGCCCCUGAGCUCUUCACUUCUUUGAUUGGCGUGUUUAUCACAAAGGGUGACGUCGGUGUGGGAACUAUUGUGGGAUCAGCUGUCUUUAACAUCCUGGUUAUCAUCGGCAUCUGUGGCAUCUUUGCAGGACAGCCCAUUGGUCUGAGCUGGUGGCCUCUGUUCCGUGAUGCUGUUUUCUACAUCCUGUCCAUAGUGGUGCUAAUUCUGGUAAUCUAUGAUGAAAAAGUCCUAUGGUGGGAGACCAUCAUCCUGAUCUCUAUGUAUGGACUCUAUAUAAUCAUCAUGAAGUUUAACAGAUCUCUGUGCUGCUUGGUGGAGAGACACUGCAGCAGGGCAGGUCAGCCGUGUCUGAGCGGUCUGCGACGGACGACGGCUGUCGGCAACGCCGGAGACGGCGACAAUGACAUGGUGCCGCUGAAACCAGACUCAUGUGUGGUGGCCGGUCAGGAUUCAGGGGUCGUGAUGGUGGAUGAGCUACUGAACUCGUACCCCCAUCAACUCACUCUGUCAGAGGCAAGCCUCCGCCUUCUCAUCACCCCGCAUUUCCCCCCCUUCACCCGCCUGCGCAUGGCAGGACGCAUGGUCAUCAGCGAGAGGCAAAGGCUGAUUCGGGCUCGGGUUGGCCCAGAGGAAGGGGCAGCUUCAGGGGAGGAAGGUUCAGGAGCUAGUGGACCUUGGGGGAGGGAGAACGGGACGGUGGCUGAGGGAGAGAGACAGCCACCAGAGGGAGAGAGGGGUAAAGAGACAGUAGUGGAGACAUGUGGGGGAGGACAGCCCAAGGAGGAAGAGGACGAGGAGGAGGAGCAAGAGAACCAAGAUGAAGAGAAUGUUCCUUUCAAACCGUUCGUCCUGCCAGAUGGGUGGCGCGUACGUCUGAAGUGGCUGCUCUCCUGGCCUGUGAGCGUCCUGCUUUACUGCACCAUCCCUGACUGUAACCUGCCGCGGUGGGAGCGCUGGUACCUGCUCACCUUCCUGUCCUCCACACUCUGGAUAGCCUUCUUCUCCUACCUCAUGGUCUGGAUGGUGACAAUAAUCAGCUACACACUUGGAAUCCCAGAUGUGAUCAUGGGCAUCACUUUUCUGGCUGCUGGCACGAGUGUCCCCGACUGCAUGGCCAGUCUCAUUGUCGCCAGACAAGGGAUGGGCGACAUGGCUGUGUCCAACUCCAUUGGCAGUAAUAUCUUUGAUGUGCUACUGGGUCUGGGCUUUCCCUGGGCGCUGAGGACUCUUAUAGUCAGCUAUGGAUCAGUGGUGACGAUAAACAGCAAAGGCCUGGUGUACUCAGUGAUUCUGCUUCUGGCCUCAGUCACGCUUACUGUCCUGUGUGUCCAUCUGAACCACUGGAGGCUGGACCGCAGGCUGGGAGUCUGCCUCCUGCUGCUCUACGCCGUCUUCCUGCUCUGCUCCGUCGGCUUCGAACAGCUUUAGACGACACUCCCAUUACACACAAACAAACAGCCCUCCUCCCCUGCUGCCAUUAUUAAUGAAAAACGUACGGAGAGAUGAUUUAUCGUUUCGUUUCAAAGUGGCUUUUCACGAUAGAGAGUCGUUACUAUGACACCGGCUGCCUACAAGCGAAAUUGUUUACCUUUGAUAAAUGAGUCUUUUACAGAGUUUUGUACUGUAGCACUUCCAACCCACUGAUAAUGCACUGUCUCACAAGAAAUUUAUAAAAUAUGGAAUUUGUAUUCUGAAACCUAGAAUAUUGUAUAAAAACCCCAAAGUGUGUUAGUUUACUUAUUAUUACUGCCACAAGUAACCUCAAUGAGCAGAUGAUUUCACAUAUAAGUAUAUAUGGUUGCUUCUCAGUUUGCCCACUCAUUUCAUGUAAAGUUUUGUGUUUUCCUUCCUUCCUUGCCUUUGUGUCUGUAGCUGUAAAAAUGGCAUAGCAUGGCUAAUCACGCUCCAGAUAUUUGCACUAAGCCACUGUUGUCUUGGCCUUGUGUAUUAUGUAGGCCCCACACCUGCCCCACCCCCCUUGCUAAAAGCUUCUUAACACAAAGGUUGUGUAUUAAUUUGUCCUGAAACAAAGGUGAUUAUAUUCUGCAAGAUGUUUAUAAAUGUCUGUCUGGAGAGAGUCCUGAAGUGUAUGUCUU